Messenger RNA from Ipomoea nil (Japanese morning glory), 5353 nucleotides. Its product is annotated as zinc finger BED domain-containing protein RICESLEEPER 2-like. Gene Ontology annotation, molecular function: DNA binding. NCBI's taxonomy places the organism in Eukaryota, Viridiplantae, Streptophyta, Magnoliopsida, Solanales, Convolvulaceae. The transcript is spliced from 26 exons. The record is from RefSeq and is a predicted model, not a curated record. Bases 3430 to 4857 code for a protein of 475 amino acids.
UUCUCUUUCCCAUCUUCCUUAUUCGUUUCUCUCUUUCUUUCCUUCUUUUUCCUGCAUGUUCUCCAUCCUUUCUCACAAACCCACUCUAAUUCCCAUCCCUUCUCGUUUUUUCUUUGUUGACCUUCUCACUCUCUCUCAAGAACUGACUCACGACGGGGAAGCCAAUUUGGGAUCUGGUGACAAGCAGUCGGCUGCUCACGGUUCUAUUUCUGCUGUAAUAUCAGUUCUCAAGGAUCCUGUAAGAAGCUGUCCUCACUUCAAGGUUUGCUCCACUCUGUGAAUAUCAACUUCGUUUAUACUAUUUGGUUUGCCUCAAUUAAGUUUCAUUGACAAAGCCAACUUAGUUUCACUGACUUCUGAGAUUAUUUAACGGGAGCAUGCACCCCUCAGCCACCAAAAAUAACUUCUCAGUUAACAGCCCAACAAACCGAUGCUAAGAAGCACCAGACAGCUAAAGAAAGUAGCAAGUAUGAUCAGGAACCCCUAUGCAUUGAAGUCAGCAACCCAAUCACAAGUGAUAAGCAUUUAAUCCAGCUAGUGCAUGAAGGAAUGCAAAUAUUAAAAUUACAUCUGAAGCUCCAAAUUUUGCUCAAGAAAAUCAAGCUAUAAAGAGGCAAAAACUUGAAGAGGGGAAAGCUAGACAGCAUCAAACCCCAAGAAGGAACGCAAAUAUUAAAAUUACAUCUGAAACUCCAAAUUUUGCUCAAGAAAAUCAAGCUAUAAAGAGGCAAAAACUUGAAGAGGGGAAAGGUAGACAGAUCCUUAGCAUCGAACCCCAAACUUUGCUCCAUAAAACAAGACCUGGGAAAUCUACCAGCGACUUGUACACUUCAACUGCUAAAACACGUACAGAAGACAGAAAGCCCCAUUUAUUUCAAUGGCAGAAAUGAUGAAGAAGUUCGAAUCUAGUACAAGGGAGAUGUCAAUGCCAUGCAUGAAUUGUUCCAGGAUGGUAUGGCUAGAUCAGUGCAGAGGAAGCCUAAGAUUGCACUGACAAGGCCUAAGGAACCUGAACUUGAAACAGCUCAACGUUACUGUCCAGUAAAACUUAAGAGCUCAGCUGUGAGUUGGAAGAAGAAAUGAUGGCAAAAAUUCCCAAGUUCAAGGCUCGCCGUUUAAAUUAGAAGUGUUCUUUAUUGCAGCUUGGAAACCUUUCCCUUCUCCCUCGGAUCCAUUUCAGCUUAUCCCGAUAAUGGAUGUUGCCGUCGAUGGGAAGAAAACUCUGGCUGGUAUUCACGGAUUGACAGCCUACGUUGACGUCUACUGAAAAUCAAUGCCAAGAUAUUCCAUUCAUAUAAUUCAACAGUGUUCUGCAAUAGUGGAGUAUUCUCCAUCGAUAAUUGGAAGGGAUGUUUCCAUGGCAUUUUCAGGGAAUUCAUUCUUUUCACACAAAUGCGGCUAUGUUGACCAACGGCUACUGAAAAUAUCAAUUGCAACCUUGGUGGUGGCUUCGUCUCUUCUCACUAUGGAUCUGUGGCUAUGUUGACCAACGGCUACUGAAAAUAUCAGUUGCAACCUGGGUGGUGGUUUCGUCUCUUCUCUCUAUGGAUCUGGAAGAAGUUACUCCUGACGGGGAAGCCUAACGAACAGAUGCUAAUUGUUAAGAAACACCAGACAGCUAAACAAUAGCAAGUAUGAUCUCAAACCCCUCUGCAUUGAAGUCAAAAUCUGAAUCAAAAGUGAAAAGCAUUAAUCCAGCUAGUGCAAGAAGGAAUACAUAUGAAAAUUACAUCUGAAAUUUCAAAUUCUGCUCAAGAAAAUCAAGCUAUAAAGAGGCAAAAACUUGAAGAGGGGAAAGCUAAACAGACCUGGGAAAUCUACCAGCAACUUGUACACUUCAACUGCUAAAACACGUACAGAAGACAGAAAGAUUUGUGUUCGUGAACCAGCAGCCCCAUUUAUUUCAAUGGCAGAAAUGAUAAAGAAGUUCAAAUCUAGUACAAGGGAGAUGUCAAUGCCAUGCUUGAAUUGUUCCAUGUCACAUAUAAAUACAAAUAACUUGCUUAAAAGUUCUAUUAAUUUUCUAGUACAUUUUCUUUAAAAAUUUAAACUAUUUUUCAGGAUGGUAUGGCUGGAAUCAGUGCAGAGGAAUCCUAAGCUUACACUGACAAGGCCCAAGGAACCUGAACUAGAAACAGCUCAACGUUACCGUCCAGUAAAACUUAAGAGCUCAGCUGAGUUGGAAUAAGAAAUGAUGGCAAAAUUCCCCAAGUUUAAGGCUCGCCCUCUAAAUAAGAAGAUAAAUAAUUGCAACGGAUUUUAUUGCGAUUAUUUCACCCCAAUCAAAAUAACAAACCCACAUUAUGGACCGAGGCAUGGAGUGGCUGGUAAUUCCUCUAUAUACCGUUGAGUACUAAUGUUUUCACAUUUCUGGUAUCUUAAGUGAAGUCACUUUCCUCGGAGGCCCAAUUCACCAUCGACCAGUUGAAGAUUUGGCCUUUGAAGUUGCCCAAUUCAUCCAAAAAGGAGGUUCCUUUGUGAAUUAUUACAUGUAUCAUGGAGGAACCAAUUUUGGAAGUACGGCGGGAGGCCCUUUCCUGACUACCAGCUAUGAUUAUGAUGCUCCUAUUGAUGAAUACGGUUUUGCUUAGCCAGCCAAAGUUAUGACCAUUUGAUGGAACUUCAUAAGGCGAUUAAGUUAAGUGAGAGAGCUUUAGUUAAUGCAGAUCCGACUGUUACGCCGUUUGAAAACUAUGAACAGUAUAGCCUCUCCGCCGGUCCGCCCUCUCGCUUCUCGCUUCUCUCUAGAGUCGCCGACAAACUCGCCGGCUUCCUCUCGCAGCCACCGCCGGCGACGUUGCAGCUGAACCCAAGUCCACCGCUGCCGCUAGCUCUCAGCUCUCUGCCUCUCUGGACACCCUCAGGCGCGGCUCUCGUGACAGCUGCUUCCGGUUCCCUCUCGCAGCCUCCGACGACGGUCAGGUGACGCAGCAGCCAAGCACCACUCCGCCGCCUCCGACGACGGUCCGGCACUCCGGCAGCUCCUUCUACCACUGUAAGUUAAUGUCUACCGAGAAUUUAUCUAUCCCGCAAAAUCUACCUACUUCAAUCAGUAUGGUUGGUGAAAGUAAUGAAGUGCGACAAACUGAAGGAAUUGACUUAGAUUUAGGUGAUCAUGAUACACCCCAAAAUGAAGAUGUAGAACAACAAUAAGAUUUUCAAACAAACAAGAGGAAAAAAACCUCAAGUGUGUGGGUUGAUUUUGAAGUGAUCAAUGUAGAUGGAAUAAAGAAGGUAAAGUGCAAUCAUUGUCAUCAUCACUUUGCAUUGACUAAAACUGGAACGACAACUAGCUACAAGAGGCAUCAAGAGAAAUGUGUUAAGAGAAAGACAAACUUACAGGUGGUUGAUCAACAAACUAAGUUGAAUUUUUUGCCUAGUGAUGGAGUUUCAUCUUCUCUUCCGCCAUUACAUCAUGGGAAGUUUGACAUGGGAGUAAUGAGAGAGUCUGCGGCUCAUUGGAUCAUGAUGCAUGAGCACCCAUUUAACAUUUUGGAAGAAGUAGGAUUUAACAUCAUGAUGAAACGAGGAAUGCCAGAGUGGAGAAAGAUUAGUAGAAGCACAAACAAAUCAGACUGUUUGAAGGUUUAUCAGCUUGAAAAGAAAAAGUUGAAGCACAAUCUUGAAUCCGUUAGCAAAGUAAGUUUGACAACGGAUUGUUGGAAAUCAAAAAACCAAAAGAUUGAGUACAUGGUUGUGACCGGCCAUUGGAUUGAUUCUAGUUGGAAAUUACAGAAGAGAGUUUUAAGCUUUAUCAAUAUUCCACCACCGAGGGGAGGUCUGCAAAUAUGUGAUGCUACUAUAUUUAGGUGCAUGAAUGAUUGGGGAAUUGAAAAGAAGGUUUUUACAAUUAUGGUUGAUAAUGCUACUAGUAAUGAUUCUGCAAUUCGGUACAUGAAGGAUACACUUCAAAGAUCAAGAAGUUUGGUAUGUGGAGGUCGUUUAUUUCAUGUUCGAUGUUGUGCACACAUCUUGAACUUGUGUGUUCAAGAUGGAUUAGAAGAGAUUCGACAUGUCAUUAGGGAUGUUAGGGAUAGUGUCGAAUAUGUGAAUCGAUCGGAGGCAAGGCGUAUACAGUUUGCAGAUUGUGUGCAGCAAUUACAGUUGAAAGAUAGAAAAUUGAUCCGUGAUUGUAAAACAAGAUGGAAUUCGACUUUUGAGAUGCUUAGUUGUGCACUCAAGUUUAAAGAAGCUUUUAAGAUGUUAAAUGAUCGUGAUCCAUUUUUCGACAGUUGUCCAUUAGAAGAUGAUUGGGUUAAAGUUACCAAGGUUUGCUCUAUUUUAGAGGCUUUCUGGACAGCUACUCACAUUAUUUCAGGUUGUGAGUACCCUACUUCAAAUUUAUUUCUUCAAGAAGUUCAGAAAAUCAAAGCAGCCUUGGAUAGUCAUGCAAAUGAUGAGGAUUCCUUCAUUAAGGAUUUGGUUGGGAAAAUGAAAAUGAAGUUUGAUAAAUAUUGGGGUGAGUGUAAUCUGUUGAUGGCUAUAGGUGCUGUUUUUGAUCCAAGAAAGAAGAUGCUUGCUGUUGAGUUUUGUUUUCCUAGACUGUAUUCUGAUAUUGAAGCUAAGGAAAACAUUUCAAAAAUGAAAGAGAUCAUCAAUACUCUUUAUGAAGAGUAUGUUGCUGAAGCAAUGAACAAAGACAUUUCUAAAAAUUUAGGUUCUUCUACAACUUUUGGGAGCCAAGUAAGCCGUCAAAGUUCUACAUACGAUUGGGAUGAUUUUGAUGAUUAUUGUGCUCAAGUUGAAACUUCAGAGCCUAAGAAAUCAGAGUUAGCAGACUAUCUUGAAAAAGGCCGUCUUAAGAAAAGUGAGAUUGCUGCAGACUUUUCUUGUUUGGAUUUGGUGGAAGAUGAAUAGAAUGCACUAUCCAAUAUUGGCAAGAAUGGCAGCAGAUAUCUUAGCUAUACCUGUUAGCACGGUGGCUUUAGAAGCAACGUUUAGUGCGGGGACACGAGUAAUUGAUUCUUAUCGUGCAUCAUUGCUGCCGGAAACAGUACAAGCUUUACUCUGUGGGGGUGAUUGGCUUCGACAUAUACACGGAGUUACCAAAAACAAAAAAGAGAAAUCGUAUCAAGAAAUUUAUCUUCCUGUAUCCAACCCAUGAAAGUUAUGUUAGAAUGAUUGUUCCUAAUCUUUUUUGACGGGGCGUUGUUGCUGGAAAGAGUGAAGAUUGAAAAGCAUGGCGAGUGUGAAGUUGAUGUUAAGUUCUUUAAGUUGUAUUGAAUUGAUGUGAAGUUGAUGUUAAGUUCUUUAACUUGUAUUGAAUUGAUGUGAAGUUGUUUAAUCUGUUUGUAUUUUGUAAUGUUGUUGUAGACUUCUACUUUAGCUUUGAAGCUGUAAACUUGUGUGGAGA